UACCACUCUCCACAAAUUCCAAGCUCUUAAACAGUGCGAGCAGCCACCACUGUCCAUGGCCAUGGCACUUCCCCUCAUGAUACUCACACUCCUCUUCUUGCUUCCAGUGACCAUGCUAGCUGAUCCUUUCCUCCAUAGAAAUAAUGGCACUGACCUAGCUGCGCUUCUAGCCUUCAAAGCAGAGUGCUCCGAUCCUCUUGGUAUUCUUGGUAGGAACUGGACCACUGGUACAUCAUUCUGCCACUGGGUUGGUGUCUCUUGCAGCCGUCGUCUGCGGCGCGUUACCGCUCUUGUGCUGCCAGGCAUACCGCUCCAAGGAGCGGUCUCCUCAUAUCUUGGUAACCUCUCUUUUCUCCAUGUCCUAAACCUCACCAACACAAAUCUCACAGGCAUCAUCCCUCCUGAUAUAGGUAAAUCGAGUCGUCUCGUUGUACUUGAUCUUAGCCUUAACGGAUUAUCAGGCAUUAUCCCUCAUACCAUAGGAAAUCUCACAAAGCUAAAAGUCCUUGUUCUAAGCCAAAAUGAUCUCUCUGGGACAAUACCAUAUGAUCUGCAAAACUUGAAUAAUCUUAGGAAUAUUGAUCUCGGGACAAACCAGUUAAGUGGUCUGAUACCACAACAGUUAUUCAACAACACACCUCAGUUAAUUGAUCUGAAUUUUGGAAACAACAGUCUUUCAGGGCCAAUACCACCCGGUAUUGCCUCCUGUGCCAUGCUUGAAACCCUUUUGUUGCAACGGAAUCAGCUAUCCGGUCCAGUACCUCCAACCAUAUUCAACAUGUCUAAACUACAACUUCUGAUCCUCGCCAGUAAUAGCUACUUAACAGGAUCCAUCCCUAGCAACAAAAGCUUUAAUCUGCCCAUGUUGCUCAAGUUCGGUAUGGGUGGCAACAACUUUCAAGGCCGUAUUCCAUUAGGACUCGCAUCAUGUUGAUAUCUUGAAGUAGUUUCCCUGUCCGUAAACUCUUUUGCGGACUUUGUCCCAGCAUGGUUUGCUAAACUGUCACAGCUCACUUGGAUUAAUUUAGGUGGAAAUGGCCUGGUUGGUUCAAUUCCGGGUGAGCUCAGUAAUCUCACUCUGCUAAAUGUGUUUGAUCUCUCAUAUUGCAAUCUAAGUGGAAGGAUCCCAGAUGAAUUAGGGGAAAUAAGUCACCUCACGCAUUUACAUUUGUCAUAUAAUGACUUAACAGGUUCAUUUCCUGCUUUUGUUGGUAACCUAUCUCAACUGUCUUUGCUGGCACUAGAGUCGAACUAUUUAACUGGAUUAGUCCCGGUAACCAUUGGGAACCUCAGAACCCUUAAUUUUCUGGAUAUUGAAAGCAAUCAGUUCAAAGGGACCCUUGAUUUCUUGUCCACUCUCUCCAACUAUAGACAACUCUUACUUACAUUGGAAUGUGUUCUUUCACUGGGAGCAUUCCUACUUACAUUGGAAACCUCUCUACAAAAUUAUAUUACUUUUUUGCAGACGCCAACCAUUUUACUGGCAUAAUCCCAGCAACAAUAUCAAAUCUUAGUAGACUUAGUGUAUUAUCCUUUGCUGGCAACCAAUUGAGUUCCACGAAUCUGGAUUCUGUUACAUUAUUAGAGAAUCUUGAGGAACUAGACCUAAGUGGGAAUAACAUGUUUGGCCCAAUCCCAACUCAUAUUGGCGCCCUAACAAGAUUGCACGAAUUAGGCCUGCGAAACAAUCAUUUUUCUGGUGUCAUACCAAGUGGUGUUGGUAACCUAAGUAUGCUAGAGCGUAUCACGCUUGCAAAUAACCAGCUGUCGUCAACUAUACCUGAAAGCUUAUUCCAUCUUAUUCACCUUCGGGAAUUAAAUCUGUCUCACAACUUCCUUGCUGGCUCAUUGCCCACUCAUUUCAGUUCCAUGGAAGCAAUGGACAUACUAGAUAUAUCUUCCAACAACUUGGUUAAUUGGUAACCUCCCGACUUCAUUUGCACAACGCGGACUGCUAAGCUACCUUGAUCUAUCACACAACAUGUUGCAAGGUUCGAUCCCAGCCUCUUUCAAAGGGUUACUCAACCUAAAAGUAUUGUGCCUAUCCUGUAACAACCUUUCUGGCACUAUUCCAAAGUAUUUGGCCAACUUUACUUCUCUGACUAGCUUGAACCUUUCUUUUAAUAAGUUCCAAGGGGAGAUACCAGAUGGAGGUAUUUUCUCAAAAAACAUCAGCUCUCAAUCUUUGAUGGGAAAUGCUGGGUUGUGUGGUGCCCCACGUCUAGGAGUUUUGCCAUGGCAAGUUGAUUCACACCCAUCCAACAAACACUCGCUAAGAUUUUUGCUUCCAGUUCUCAUGAUAACACUGGGGGCUAUAGCAAUUCUCCUAUACCUAAUGAACAGAAAGAAAAAUAGGAAGCAACCAGAUGUUUCGACUUCUAUUGACAUGGCUGACGUGAUCAGCCGUAGGUUAAUAUCCUACCAUGAUAUUGCUGAAGCCACUGAUAAUUUCAACGACGACAACAUACUUGGAGCUGGAACUUUUGGUAAAGUUUACAAGGGCCAACUGGAUGAUGGUUCGGUUGUUGCAAUUAAAGUGAUCAACAUGCAAGUCGAGCAGGCCGUGAGGAGCUUUGAUGCUGAAUGUCAAGUGCUACGAAUGGCUCGCCAUCACAACUUGAUACGGAUAUUGAAUACUUGUUCCAACCUAGAUUUCAGAGCACUGUUGCUUCAGUACAUGGCCAAUGGUAGCUUGGACGCACACUUGCACACUGAAAAUUGGGAGCCGCUAGGAUUCAUCAAGAGAUUGGACAUUAUGCUUGGUGUGUCGGAGGCGAUGGAGUACCUACAUCAUCAUCACUAUCAAGUUGUUUUACACUGUGACCUGAAGCCUAGCAAUGUGCUCUUCGAUACGGACAUGACGGUGCAUGUUGCUGACUUUGGCAUUGCAAAGUUACUUUUGGGCGAUGAUAACUCCAUGGUAUCAGCGAGUAUGCCAGGGACGAUUGGUUACAUGGCCCCAGAGCUUGCAUUCAUGGGAAGGCAUCACGGAAGAGCGAUGUGUUCAGCUUUGGGAUCAUGUUUCUCGAAGUCUUCACCGGGAAGAGGCCCACAAAUCCCAUCUUCAUCGGAGAAUCCAGUCUUAGGCAGUGGGUUUCACAAGCAUUUCCGGCGAGGCUCAUCAAUGUUGUUGACGAGAAGCUGCUCAAGGUGAAGAGAUAAGUAGGUGCGAACCAGGUGGCUUUCAUCACCAAAGCAAUACUACUGAAUUGGCAUCAUCCUCCACUGCCUCGAACGUCGACUUUCUCGUGUCAACAUUUGAGUUGGGUCUGGAGUGU
This is a messenger RNA of Triticum dicoccoides, 3278 nucleotides long. RefSeq names its product probable LRR receptor-like serine/threonine-protein kinase At3g47570. The coding region runs from base 1982 to 3154 and encodes 390 amino acids. Gene Ontology annotation, biological process: protein phosphorylation. Lineage: Eukaryota; Viridiplantae; Streptophyta; Magnoliopsida; Poales; Poaceae. The transcript is spliced from 2 exons. Gene Ontology annotation, molecular function: protein binding; ATP binding; protein kinase activity. The record is from RefSeq and is a predicted model, not a curated record.